Molecule: messenger RNA, 1732 nt
Organism: Zychaea mexicana
Lineage: Eukaryota; Fungi; Mucoromycota; Mucoromycetes; Mucorales; Lichtheimiaceae
Product: WD40-repeat-containing domain protein
Exons: 10
Coding region: 86-1630 (514 amino acids)
Molecular function (GO): protein binding
Source: RefSeq, a predicted model, not a curated record
UAAAUUCCACUUGUUCUUUUUUAUUAUCUUUUUCUUCGUUUUUAUUCAAUUAAAAGUCCACAUUUACACACACAUAUAUAUAAACAUGGAUCCAAUCGCAACUGAGCAUAAAGUAGCUCUAGCAGAAGAAGAAAUGGAGCUUGAUCAACAAAUUGGACAGGAGGCAGUAACAACAGAAGAGACGCGUGAUCGUAGGACGAUAAACAACGACAAUGAACCUGUUGCAACAGCCGGAUCUCAAAAUAAGGACGAUAAAGCGCAAGACGAGAUCGAUCCACAACAACAAGCAUAUCGAUUGUACGUUUACGAUCUCAAAACUGAACAGCAACAACAACAGCAGUGUCAGCUGUUAAGCUCGACAGGAACACGCUACAACACGACUGUACGAAAGACUUUGGAGAAUGAGACGACUUUGUUUCAACAAAAAGUAGAUCCAUCACUAGUAUAUGACGGAAAUAACCAUUUCCGCAACGCCAAAUGGUCUCCCGAUGGGUGCUGUUUAUUAUCAAACUCGAACGACAACGUGCUUCGUUUAUUCAAUUUGCCGUAUGAAAUGUUGGAUGAACAGGCUGAGACGGAUACAAUUACAGAGCUUGCUACAAAUUUUGGCAUACGUGAAGGCGAAACGGUGUACGACUUUGCGUGGUUUCCGUCAAUGAACAGUCAAGAUCCAGCGACAUGCUGCUUUAUAACGUCAGUUCGUGAUCACCCAAUGCAUAUGUGGGAUGCAUGUACUGGAAACCUCAGAGCGUCGUAUGCUGUGAUUGAUCAUCGGGAAAGAUUUGUUGGUCCGAACGUUGUGUCAUUUAACUUGGAUGGAUCACGGAUAUACUGUGGUUACGAAAAUAUGAUUGAAAUCUUUGAUAUACAACGCCCGGGACAAGAAUCACAAAAAGUGCCAACCAUUCCACAACGACGAACCAAAAAAGGACAAAAAGGCAUCAUCUCUUGUUUAGAUUUUAGCCCGGAUUAUGCCGGUCUGUAUGCAGCAGGGUCGUACAGUCAUACAGUUGGAAUCUAUGAUGAAACAAACAAUGAACUCUGCUUAAAGCUUACCGAUAUCAAAACGGGUGUUACUCAGGUGAAAUUCUCGCCCGAUGGCAGUCAAUUGUUUAGUGCUAGCCGAGUAUCCAAUGUAAUAUCUUGUUGGGACAUUCGUAACACAGCAGAAGUUUUGUAUGAACUCCCGCGCCCGGGCCAAACCAGCCAAAGAAUAGUAUUUGAUAUUGAUCCAAGUGGAAAGAUGCUUAUCACUGGCGCCCAGGAUGGAAGCAUAUUAUUCCAUGAUAUCAGUAAUGGGCCGGAAACAACAGCAACAACGGAGAAUAGUGAUAGCAGCAGGCUUGUACGAUCUAUUGAUCAUGCACAUCAAGAUUUAACGGUUUGUGCAACCAUCAAUCCAAUGUACCCAUGGCUUAUCGCUUCGGCUUCUGGGCAGAGGAAAUAUUCUGCUGCUGCUGGUAACGAUGAUUCUAGUGACGAAUCUAGUGAUGACGAUGACGAAGAUGACAAGGACGAUAAUACACAGCAUAAAGAUAGUAAUUCAAUUGAUAACUCGUUAAAAUUAUGGCGUGUUCCUGGCCAUUCUGAAUGGUACUCAUACCCGGUCGAACAAGAAGAGCAACAGUAAAAACACACAAUACAAACCUCACUUUACACCUCAUCAAUGUGCCAUAAACACCCGUAUAUCAUCCUGUGUACCCUUUUCCUCUCAAGAUAUAAAUAUCAACGA